Molecule: messenger RNA, 1251 nt
Organism: Ylistrum balloti
Lineage: Eukaryota; Metazoa; Mollusca; Bivalvia; Pectinida; Pectinidae
Product: acetylcholine receptor subunit beta-type unc-29-like
Exons: 2
Coding region: 1-1251 (416 amino acids)
Biological process (GO): signal transduction; regulation of membrane potential; nervous system process
Cellular component (GO): synapse; neuron projection; membrane
Molecular function (GO): neurotransmitter receptor activity; extracellular ligand-gated monoatomic ion channel activity; transmembrane signaling receptor activity
Source: RefSeq, a predicted model, not a curated record
AUGGAUAAUAUUUUACUCUUGAUGAUAUCAUUAUGCAGUGUUGAAAUUGCAAGUUCUUCUACAAUAGAAAAUACAAAGUUACUGUUACAAGACUUGUUCUCAAAUUACUCUGAUGAUGUACUUCCUAUUAAAGACCAAACCAAACCUGUUAAUGUAUAUAUGGACAUUUCUCUUAUCUCCAUAAACGACUUCGACGAAGUGGCAGGAACGAUAAAGAUAAUCGCCAUCUUGAAUAUUUCUUGGAAUGACGAAAGUUUGGUGUGGGAUACCUCUGUAUAUGGGAAUACAACAUCACUGACAUUUACUCAGGGAAAAAUAUGGCUUCCGCAAAUGUUUCUUUUAAAUCCAGCCGAGUCGAAUGAACCAAUCAGUAAUAAACAUUUCAAAGUAACAGUUACACAUACCGGAGAUGUUCAGUGGAAUUCAGGAGGAAUGUUGAAGGCGAUAUGUACACCCGAUGUUUCCAAAUUUCCUUUCGACCAGCACACGUGUACACUAGACGUGAGUGCGUGGGGAUUCUUAACCAAACAGGUGACGUUGACAAUACCUUCACCGACGGUAAAUCUUAAAUUAUAUAAUGUGAACAAUGAAUGGGAUGUAAUAGAUUCCAAUACCACACUUUGGUCUGAUACUUUUGACAUUGCGAAAUACUCUAUAACAAUCAAGAGGCGUUAUUUGAAUUUCCUGGUGACUGUUGUGAUACCGAUCGUCAUGCUCGCCCUUGUGAACCCAUUCGUUUUUAUUUUACCCUUCAACUCAGGAGAACGGACAUCGUAUAGCAUCACAGUGUUACUGGCUUUCACGGUGAAUAUGACGGUGGUUAGUGACCGGAUGCCUUCCUCUUCACACCCCGUGUCUCAUUUAUCCUACUACAUAUUGUCCAUGAUUUCUGUCAGUGCUGUCAUUGUAAUUGUGAACAUGUUUCAAACUAGAACAUACAGUAAAGGUGAUCGCAACCAACCAAUUCCGCGAUAUAUCAGUAAAUCUGUGGACUUCCUCCAACAAAUCUGCAGAAGUAAAAGAAUUGGAGAUGAAACGCAGCACGUCUUUACACAAAGUAGUAGGAAUGACCAAAUAGAUAAGGAUGCAGCUGGAGAAAACAGUCUUAUACACGACAUUUCGGAGUCGCCAGAUAAAACUGAAGAGCCAGUGCAUGAAGGUGUAAAGUCAUACGUUAUUGAGGAUACCUUCUCUGCCAGCAAAGGAAAACUGUUGAACUUUCCGAUGUUAUCAGCCUACGAUCUGACUUGA